Messenger RNA from Falco peregrinus (peregrine falcon), 2174 nucleotides. RefSeq names its product eukaryotic translation initiation factor 2 subunit gamma (gene EIF2S3). Gene Ontology annotation, molecular function: translation initiation factor activity; tRNA binding; GTP binding. The record is from RefSeq and is a predicted model, not a curated record. Gene Ontology annotation, biological process: positive regulation of translational fidelity; formation of translation preinitiation complex. The transcript has 12 exons. Gene Ontology annotation, cellular component: cytosol; eukaryotic translation initiation factor 2 complex. NCBI's taxonomy places the organism in Eukaryota, Metazoa, Chordata, Aves, Falconiformes, Falconidae. Bases 88 to 1506 code for a protein of 472 amino acids.
CCGGGCUGCGCGCCGGCAGCGGCGGCGCCGAGCGGAGCCGGGGGUCAGGCGGCCGCGCGGGCCUCCUCGCUUCCUCUUCGGGCCAAGAUGGCGGGGGACGAGGCGGGAGUGACUCUGGGGCAGCCGCAUCUCAGCCGGCAGGACCUCGCCACCUUGGAUGUUAACAAGUUGACACCUCUUUCACCAGAAGUCAUCAGCAGACAAGCAACGAUUAAUAUAGGUACAAUUGGUCAUGUAGCCCAUGGAAAGUCGACAGUAGUCAAAGCUAUAUCUGGAGUUCAUACUGUCAGAUUUAAAAAUGAACUGGAAAGAAAUAUCACAAUCAAGCUGGGUUAUGCUAAUGCAAAGAUUUACAAGCUGGAUGACCCAAGCUGUUCUCGGCCAGAGUGUUACCGAUCCUGUGGAAGUAGCACCCCAGAUGAGUUCCCCACAGAUAUUCCUGGCACCAAAGGGAACUUCAAACUAGUCAGGCAUGUCUCUUUUGUGGAUUGUCCUGGCCAUGAUAUUUUGAUGGCUACUAUGUUGAACGGUGCAGCAGUAAUGGAUGCAGCUUUACUGUUGAUAGCUGGUAAUGAGUCAUGCCCUCAACCCCAGACCUCAGAACAUCUAGCUGCUAUAGAAAUCAUGAAACUGAAACACAUUUUGAUUCUGCAGAAUAAGAUUGAUUUGGUGAAGGAGAGCCAGGCUAAAGAACAGUAUGAACAGAUUCUUGCAUUUGUACAAGGUACAGUUGCAGAAGGAGCUCCAAUAAUUCCGAUCUCCGCACAGUUGAAAUACAACAUUGAGGUAGUUUGCGAGUACAUAGUGAAGAAAAUCCCAGUCCCUUUGAGAGACUUCACAUCUGAACCAAGGCUUAUUGUAAUUAGAUCUUUUGAUGUCAACAAGCCUGGCUGUGAAGUUGAUGACCUUAAAGGAGGUGUAGCUGGUGGCAGUAUUCUAAAGGGUGUUUUAAAGGUGGGCCAGGAAAUUGAGGUCCGGCCUGGUAUUGUGUCCAAGGACAGUGAAGGAAAACUCAUGUGCAAGCCUAUCUUCUCCAAAAUUGUGUCACUCUUUGCUGAACACAAUGAUCUGCAAUAUGCUGCUCCAGGAGGUCUUAUAGGUGUUGGAACUAAGAUUGAUCCAACGUUGUGUCGGGCUGACCGAAUGGUAGGCCAAGUUCUUGGUGCGGUUGGAGCACUGCCAGAAAUAUUUACAGAGCUAGAAAUUUCCUAUUUCUUGCUGAGACGACUAUUAGGUGUGCGCACUGAAGGAGACAAGAAAGCUGCGAAGGUGCAAAAAUUAUCAAAGAAUGAAGUUUUAAUGGUAAACAUAGGAUCCUUAUCUACUGGAGGGAGAGUCAGUGCAGUAAAGGCCGAUUUGGGGAAGAUUGUGCUAACUAACCCAGUGUGCACAGAAGUGGGAGAAAAAAUUGCCCUGAGUCGAAGAGUUGAGAAACACUGGCGUUUAAUUGGUUGGGGUCAAAUCAGACGAGGAGUGACAAUCAAGCCAACUGUUGAUGAUGACUGAAGAACAAAAGGGUGUGCUUCAUUUUUAAAGAUGAAGUGCCUGUUUCUAUUUUGGAGGGGAUGUAUUUUCACAGUGGUAUUGGAAGCUGUGCAAACUGUCUUUGAGUUGUAUGGCUGUCCUUGUACAUUUUAUUGAAUUUUACCCUCUUACUAAAAUACUAGUCACUAUCACCAUUAAAAGUGUAAAAGAAUUGGCAUAAAGUGGGUUUAGUUAUCCACAUUUUAGUAGAAAUUAAUUGUACAUGUCUCAUGGCAUGUCUAAUUUAUGUUGUGUUUCAGACAUAUCUGUUUCAUAUCAGUCAAGUCAGCCCCAGUGUAACACACAAACUAUAAAUCUGGUAUUGAAAUAAAAUACUGCUUAUUUUCAUUAAUUCAUACAGUUUUCUGAGUAACAAAAGACUGCAGUUGAUUGUUCAAUCAGUACAAGAAUUAAAAGUAAAAAACCACACUCUUCCUGGAGACUAGUACCCUUUCUGCACAACAUCUUGUUUUGUUUAGACAGCUGUUGGCAGGAAGAACUUCCUUCCUUGGUUUGUAUGGUUCUGGCUGUAUUACGCUUUGUGAUUAGGAUGGCAAUGUCAACUGACUUAAAUUUGUCACUUCCAAUAUUGCAGGUUUUGGUUAAACCCCAAAAGAAAGAGCUACAAGUAAACUGGAUCUGAACUGGCA